Molecule: messenger RNA, 3028 nt
Organism: Trichobilharzia szidati
Lineage: Eukaryota; Metazoa; Platyhelminthes; Trematoda; Strigeidida; Schistosomatidae
Source: the annotation of a GenBank genome assembly
UUAAUGAAAUGAAAUCAACGUGUAAAUAGUUUGUAUGUAUAUAUACAAACGAAAAAGUUCCAUAUAUUAUUAAAACAAAUCAACUCAAAUUUUCUCAGACGAAUAAUUAUUUGUUUUCAUAAAAUAUAAUUUAUCAUUUAAAAUAAAAACAAGUAACACUUUAUUGUUUUCUUCAGAAUGAGAAAAAACAACUCUUCAACAAGUUAAUUUAAACUUUAACUAAAUUAAGAAUUAAUUGUCCUCCACUUUCCCUGGAUAGUAAUGUAAUUCUAAAUAUAUAUAACACAUAGAAAGAAUAUUGAUAAAAUGCUUGAACGAUGCAUUGAUGCUGACCUAUAGUCAUGUGCCUCUGAAUUAUUCAACGUUAUGCUGCUAGUCAUUGAGAAAUAUUUCAUCUCUAAUAAUUAUUGAGAAGAAAACUUCUUGAUUUAUGCAAUACAAUUCACAUACAUAUAUGAAAGACAGUUUGAGAAAAUAUGCUUCUACAUUUAAAUGUGGAUAAUAAUUUGAGGCUGUUGUAUUUCUAUGUAUUUAUAGCUCUACUUAUUACAGAAACAGAAGAAAAAUACAUUGUUCAAAGGAAGAUGACACUGUACAACUCCUUAGAAAUUGUAUCGUUCUGGAUAAUGAAUAUUCCAAUUUUAUAUGGAAAUGAUGGUCAACAGGCAAGUCAUCAAACUACUAAACAAACGUUUGGUAAAGUUAAGGAGUACAACGAAAGUAUGUAUUUAAAUCAACAAAAUCUGUUCACAGCUAAAGAAAAGAAGAGUGGAUUUUCUUACACCCAGUCAAACAAUGAAUCCAAGCUAAUACUUUCGAAGGAUAUUCAUCGUCAUCAAUCUGAUAUAAAUUUAUCUCAAUCAAGUUAUCCUCAUAUUAAACAAAACCAUGAUAUAUCUAAAAUUAAUUAUUACCAAAACAAUUCAUCGUAUUACUAUUAUCCGGUAAAUGAUACCUCACAGAUUUCAAAGCCUAUAAAUGGACACGAAAUACACAAUAAUUGUUAUGUUAAUACAGAUGGUAGACAAGAAAUUCCAUGUAUAUUGAAUCCCUAUCCACUGUACGAACUUUUGAAAAAAUUUCCCCACAUACAUGUACAUAAAUUCUACCAAAAUCCUCAGACAUAUUUAUUUCAAAGUUUCAGUGAUAAACAGAAAACAGUCAAAAUGAUUCUAAACUAUGAAACUGGACAAUAUGCCUACCUCCCAUGUCAUACCUUAGGUGCAGAGGAGAGUGAAACGACUAUUUGGGAAAAAGGACAGAAUCCAUUGUUUGUAUCCACAGUCAGUUUUACUCAAGACUCCAGAUUUCGUUUGAAUAUUAGUGAAGAACAAAAACCAGUUAAUCAGGCUUAUUUUUAUUAUACAAAAAAUAAAUCUUCAAAAAGCGCAAUCACAAAUUUUAAACAAAUGGAAAAAUCACCAUUUGAAAAACAUAAUUUUGAAUCAUACAGAUUAAGAAGUAAUUGGAGACAUAGGCAAUGGGAUUUAAUUAUUGAUUUUCUACGACCAACUGACUCGGAUACCUAUACAUGCAUGCUUAUGGGUAGAACAUCACAAAUGAUACGUUAUCAUGUGAUUGUUAAUGAUUCAGCACCACGAAUCAAUUAUAGUCGAAAAAAACUGAUUAACAUAUCUUCUCCAAGUUCAAUUGAAAUUGGCUCUUCAUUUAAUCUGACAUGUUCAGUGCGUGUAACCAAAGAACAGUCAGUUAGUAUAGCUGUAGACUGGUUCCGGCCAACAUAUACAUUUGAAACGCCAUCAAAUCCUCCUAUGAAUUACAAACUAAACAACAUUUUGACCGGAAAAUUUGAUAUACACUCAGAUGGUACAGUGGAUAGAAAUGUUACUAAAAGAAUUGGUGAGCUGGCACAUUCAUUUCAACAGGUAACCAGUAGAUCAUCAAUGGGAAUUACUAUUUAUAAACAAGUAACCGGUGAAUUAAAUAAUUAUUAUCGCACUGAAGUCCUUCUCACUGUACAGUCAGCUAGAGAAACUGACGGUGGUUUGUAUGAAUGUAGAGUGUAUGAAGCAGCAAAUUAUGGACAAGAAAAUAUUGUGGAUAGAGCUUUUUUAGAUAUCAUCGUAAGAAAAAGAUUUCCAUAUAAUUCAUUUGAACAAUCUGAAUUAAAUGCAAAAGUCAGGAAUCUUUUGUCAAUAUUUUGGAAUUUGAAUCCCUCUGUACAAAACGAUAGACGACAUGACCAACACGCACAAAAUGAUGUUGCGGCCAGAGUUAAAGCAAGAUAUACGAAACAGGAUAUAAAUCAGAUUACAGAUGACGUAUUCCACUCACUGAAUAUCAAUAACCAAUAUUUCUCAAAUGUAAAAGAAAUCCGGCCUAAUAUACAAGAAUUACAAAAUCCUCGUAUGCGAGUUAGAACUAUUAAAAAUUGUAUAUCUCAUUUAUUCGUUCAAAGAACACUUUUAUGCUUUUCAAUCAUUUUAAACAAACUACUGGCUGCUAAACUAAAUAUUUAAUGUUCAACUGUAGAAAAGAGGAAAAAAUAAUUUUAAAAAAUUGAUGGAAUCAAUAUUCAAGUGAGAGGAAAACAAUAAAUACUGCGAUUUGAUGACUUCAGGUGUAACGAAACACUGAAGAAAAGAACAGUAAACAUGACAGUGACCUUCUCGCUCCCUGCAUUUUCACCUUUAACAAACAAUUGAUAACAUUCGAUUUUAUUUUCUAUUUUGUAUUUUCUACUUGUGUACAAUUUAUGCUUCAUUUUUCUUUGUAUUUAAUCAACUAUGAGAAAGAGAGACAAGGAGCUUCAAUACACUGCUGUUUCAAAAUUCACUUUAACACUUUAAUUUGUAUAAUCAAAAAGAAUGACGCUGUCGUAGCACAACUUAUUUUCUGAUAUACCAAGUAGUACAACGCGUGAUUGAUCAAAUUCUAAGUUUACGUCUGUUGACAAGCUUAAAAAAGAUGAAUUGUUAUGAAGAUUAAAAAAAUUGUCUCUGUGAUUCCUAUUCUCUUUUACAUCAUUUCUCUUUUUUCUCGUAUGUAAAUAAACUGUGAUUUGUGG